Messenger RNA from Fonsecaea erecta, 717 nucleotides. RefSeq lists its product as hypothetical. The coding region runs from base 1 to 717 and encodes 238 amino acids. The transcript is spliced from 4 exons. NCBI's taxonomy places the organism in Eukaryota, Fungi, Ascomycota, Eurotiomycetes, Chaetothyriales, Herpotrichiellaceae. Gene Ontology annotation, cellular component: Sec61 translocon complex. The record is from RefSeq and is a predicted model, not a curated record. Gene Ontology annotation, biological process: intracellular protein transport.
AUGUCCGACCUUCAGGACCCCAAUUUGAACAGCAACCCCCCUUUGCUUUGCGCCUAUGGCGACACGGUUGCCAAAUGGUAUGAACUUUUGCGAAGAGAGCUGGUCGUGGCUCAGUUUCUUCGCAUGAAGAUCCUCCACUGGCGCCUCCACACGAUAAUUCAUACAAUCUUUCAAGGGGUCGAUGAACAAGACACCCAGGGUGGCAAGGAGGCAGAACGCGGCGGCAAUGAUGAAGAUGAGCCUGACAGUGUGGACGAACGCUUGCCUAAAGUCGGCCAACCCUACGCCGAUGAUAGUCGGCGUUACACCAGAACCGCCGUAAACGCCGCCGGAUCCUGGGCGUUAAGGCCCGCCUCAGCGAGACCAGCAUCUCCCAUGACCUCUGGCCCCGAGUCUGGCCCCGAGUCAGCGACAUCUGCGCAGAAAGCCAGCGGAUCCUCCUCUAUCGCACGCGCCGGCUCGCCUCCUGGCGGUCCUCGAUCUGCUAUCCGUCGUCGUGCAGCCGCCGAUCACAAGGAAUCCGUCAAGAAUGCCAGACCAACCUCCACACGUGCCGCAGGGGCGGGUGGCUCGUCAGGGACAAUGUUGAGAUUAUACACCGAUGAGAGCCCUGGGCUGAAGGUCGAUCCAAUGGUGGUCAUGUUCUUGAGCUUGGGCUUUAUUUUCAGCGUUGUGGCAUUGCACCUCAUUGCAAAGGUCACCAAGCGAUUCUCAUGA